AUGCCCGAGCGGUCCGGCGGUCAGCAUGGCUAUGCAAAGUCCUUUGACCAAUUUGGGCCCAUCGGCCCGGUGAUUGUCUCGACGUCUGAGAUCCCCGACCCCCGUCUCGACCUGAAAACGACGGUGAAUGGAGAAGAACGUCAAAACUCCAACACGGGUGGCCUGCUGUCCACGAUACCGCAGAUCCUCGAGCAUCUGAGUCGCGGAACGACGCUGAGAGAGGGCACCGUCGUGAUGACGGGGACUCCGUCCGGGGUGGCGGCUUUCUCGAAACCACCCGCGUGGCUCAAGGACGGAGAUAUGGUCGAAAUCAAAAUCAGGCAGAUUGGAAAGAUCAGGGAUAAGACGGUCAUUGGAUGA
Exophiala oligosperma is the source of this 360-nucleotide messenger RNA. RefSeq lists its product as uncharacterized. The record is from RefSeq and is a predicted model, not a curated record. Gene Ontology annotation, molecular function: acetylpyruvate hydrolase activity. The coding region runs from base 1 to 360 and encodes 119 amino acids. The transcript has a single exon. Lineage: Eukaryota; Fungi; Ascomycota; Eurotiomycetes; Chaetothyriales; Herpotrichiellaceae.